Molecule: messenger RNA, 2697 nt
Organism: Pneumocystis jirovecii RU7
Lineage: Eukaryota; Fungi; Ascomycota; Pneumocystomycetes; Pneumocystales; Pneumocystaceae
Product: karyopherin beta
Exons: 11
Coding region: 1-2697 (898 amino acids)
Biological process (GO): protein import into nucleus
Cellular component (GO): nucleus; cytoplasm
Molecular function (GO): small GTPase binding; nuclear import signal receptor activity
Source: RefSeq, a predicted model, not a curated record
AUGAAUAUUGGCGAACUUCUUGCAAAUACUCUUUCUCCUGAUGCACGGCUUCGAGCUGAAGCAACGCGACAAUUGGAGGUUAUUUCUCGUGAUCAUUGGACUGCUUAUAUGCAUAUGCUUUCUCAAGAACUCGUUAAUGAGCAAGCACCAUCGCAUAUAAGAAGUGCAUCAGGAUUGGCUCUUAAGAACUCUUUAACCUCUAAGGAAAAACAUAGACAAGAAGAAUAUAAUCAAAAAUGGUUUUCACUAGAGCAAAGUUUAAAGCAGCAAAUUAAGUCUAAUGCAUUUUUAGCAUUAGCCUCUCAAGAUGGAAAAGCAGGUCAAGCUGCUGCGCAAUUCAUUGCAGCUAUAGCAGCAAUAGAACUUCCAAUUAACCAAUGGCCGGAACUUAUGGUUAAUCUUGUCCAAAAUGUUUCUGAAGGUCAGAAUUCAAAUUUAAAGCAGGCAUCUCUUCAAGCAAUUGGAUAUAUUUGUGAAACAGUGGAUUCUGAAAAUUUAGCUGCUCAGUCGAACGCAAUUUUAACAGCAGUAGUACAAGGUGCUCGAAAAGAAGAGCUUAAUUCCUCUGUUCGUUUUGCUGCUGUUAGCGCUUUAUUUGAUUCUUUAGAAUUUGUAAAAGAAAAUUUUGAACGCGAAGGGGAGCGUAAUUAUAUUAUGCAAGUGGUCUGUGAAGCUACACAAAGCGAAGAUGUAAGGGUUCAAAUAACUGCGUUUGGUUGUCUUGUUCGUAUAAUGCAGCUUUAUUAUGAUAAAAUGAGAUUUUAUAUGGAAAAGGCUCUUUUUGGUCUUACUGUUCUUGGGAUGAAACAUAAUGAUGAAAAAGUUGCAUUACAGGCUGUAGAAUUUUGGAGUACUGUUUGUGAAGAAGAAAUAGAUGUUAGUUUAGAAAUUCAAGAGGCUCUUGAGAAUGGUGUUUCUUCAGAAAGAAAGAACUUUCAGUUUGCUAAAAUUGCUCUUCCUGAAGUUUUGCCAGUUCUGUUGCAAUUGAUGUGUAAACAAGAUGAAGAUGUAGACGAAGAUGAAUGGAAUGUUUCUAUGGCUGCUGGGACCUGUGUUCAGUUAUUUUCUCAAUGUGUAGAAGGUUUAAUAGUUGGGCCUGUAUUAACGUUUGUCGAGGCCAAUAUUAGAAGUGAUGACUGGAAACGGAGAGAAGCUGGUGUUAUGGCUCUUGGUUCUAUUUUAGAAGGACCUGAUCCAAAGCUUUUAGAAACAUUGAUGCAAGAGGCUUUACCUGUAUUAAUUAGCAUGAUGUCAGACCCUGUGAUUCAGGUUCAAGAUACUACAGCUUGGACUUUAGGCCGUAUAACUGAUUUGGUUAUAAAUGCUAUUUCUCUUGAAAUUCAUCUUCCUAGCUUGAUUCAUGCGCUUUUGAAUGGUCUUAAUGCAAAUCCUCGGAUAGUGUCUAAUUGUUGUUGGGCGUUAAUGAAUCUUUUUGAGCAACUUAAUGGUAAUUCUUAUAGGUCUAAACAGCAGGUGUCUAUUAUGUCUCCAUAUUUUGAGAAUAGUGUAUCAUCUUUACUUAGAGUAACAGAACAGACUAUAAAUGAAAAUAACUCUCGAACAUCUGCAUAUGAAGCUUUAUCUACUAUGGUUACAUAUAGUUCUAUGGAUAUGAUACCAAUAGUAUCAAGGCUAUUAAUUGUAAUUCUUGAGCGGUUAGAACAAACAAUAGCAUUUCAAAGUCAGAUUAUUGGGAUUGAUGAACGUACUAAUCACGAAAAACAUCAAUCUAAUCUUUGUAAUACAUUGACUAGUAUUAUUAGGCGUUUAGGUUCUGAUAUGCGUUCUUCUUCAGAUAGAAUUAUGACUAUUCUGCUCCAACUUAUUCAAAAUGCAUCACGACAUUCUAUAAUUCAUGAAGAUGUUUUCUUAGCAAUUAGUGCUUUAACUUCUGGUAAUAUUUUAGAUUUUUGUGUAAAUUUUAUAAUUCAUGAGCUAGUUUUGGAUGGAUAUUUUUGUGUUUACUUAGAUUCUUUUGUUCCGUUUUUGUAUUCCGCGCUUUCUAAUAUUGAGGAGUAUCAACUUUGUUCUAUUGCCGUUGGUUUAAUAGGUGAUAUUUCUCGUGCAUUAGGCGAUAAAGUAAUUCCAUAUUGUGAUAAUUUUAUGACUCAUCUUCUUCAAAAUCUUCAAAGUUCUGUCUUACAUCCUAAUGUUAAGCCUGUAAUUUUGUCAUGUUUUGGAGAUAUUGCUCUUGCAAUUGGUAGUAAUUUUAUAAAAUAUUUAGAAGUUGUUAUGCAACUUUUGCAACAAGCAUCUACAAUAUACUCUACUCCUGAUCAGGGUUAUGAAAUGAUUGAUUAUGUAAAUCAGCUUCGUGAAGGUAUUGUGGAAGCAUAUGUAGGUAUUGUUCAAGCAUUAAAAGAAGAGAAGAAAUCUAAUCCGCUUCUUCCUUAUAUUCAACAUAUAUUUCGUUUUUUAGCGGUGAUACACAAUGUUCACGAUAAGUCGGAAAGUCUUACACGUGCUAUGAUUGGUUUAUUGGGGUUUGUUAAGCAAUUGAAUGAUUGCAAUUGUUUUAAACAUUAUAGUGAUUUUGCUGAGAUUUUUCCUAGAAACCAGAUUUCAUCAAUGCUUCAAGUAGAAUGGGUUAACGAAUGUUUGAAACAAGGGAGAACUAAGCCAGGGUAUUCUUCUUCUACUAAAGAAGUUGCACGAUGGAGCACUGAACAAAUCAAGGCUGUUAUAAAUGGGAAAUAA